UUAUUCCCUGAUUACACAAUACAUAUACCUACCCAUACACACAUACACUGAUAGAUACCCAUACUCCUGUAAACCUCUACAUCUUUAUAUUGACACUAAUACUCUCACACCUUUAUGCUCCUACACCUUUACACUCCUAUACCUUUAUACACCUAUAUAUAUAAUGAAUUAUCUAUAUGGCGCAACAGAUACGAAAUUCAAGCGUAGGAUUAGUCCUAAAAAAGUAAUUCCGAUUCCACCACACAAAUUUCGUCGUACUCCUCUCUUGGAAAGGAGAGUCCACUUUGAUCACUCCCUGUGGCCCUUGCCGUUCCAUCACUCGCCCACACCUCUGCUCGAACUGUGUAUUGCCGCAGUCGAUGAGGUGCCCUUGACGUCGGUCUUUGAAUGGGACUGCAAGGCUGCACGACGCUGGAUUCUUCGCUAUGGAUAUCCCCAAUACGUGAACACAUUUCGUGUGAAUAAGAUCAAGGGCCGCAAGCUCCUGCUACUGGAUGCUGCCGCGCUGUCGGCAAUGAAUAUCAAGGACUUCGACCAUAUCAAACACAUUACCUAUGGCAUCCGGAUGCUGAUUCACUUUGAGCUGACCAAAUUCUCACACAGUAUUUCUCUGCCGGACGAGAAGCCCAACGAGCUCUACUUGCUGUGGCACACGCAGACGGGCGUCAACUAUGAUGCACUCAGGCGCUCGGACUUUUAUACUCGCAUGCGCCUCAUCCGCGAACGCUCUAAGAACUUGGAGCACUGGGAUCUUCUCGAACUGUGGCUGCGUAGGGAGCGUGAACACAACUUCAAGGAGCUAAUUGGGGGCAUGCCGCGCUUCAACAUGUACAUCGAUAUAUUUCCAAGCAAUAGUACCCUUGAAGAAGAAUCCUCGGAUGUGGUAGAUGAAACAGUGGAUUUCCUCUGUAGCACCCCGUCUGAGUUCGAUGCCCAGGGGCCUUGGCAACUAAAUUGUCUGAAAAAUGUUAAGUCAGGGCCAAAAAUAGGCUCUGAGCAUUGUUCGAAAAAUUGCAGCACCUGUUGUCCGCCGUGCGAGUGCGAUUGGUCACCGCGCCACUAUCUGACCGGCACGGUGAUCUCAUGUCUGAAGCGCCAGUUCCCCAAGAAGUUUGCACCGCUCUAUGAGGAUGCAUUACAAUGGCAGGAAAGUGUGCAAAUGCGCUGGAUGCGCUUUUCAAUUUAGCUUAAGAUUGAAAUUGCACCUGUGUGAAUGUACGAACUUUA
Drosophila navojoa is the source of this 1227-nucleotide messenger RNA. RefSeq lists its product as uncharacterized. Lineage: Eukaryota; Metazoa; Arthropoda; Insecta; Diptera; Drosophilidae. The record is from RefSeq and is a predicted model, not a curated record. Gene Ontology annotation, molecular function: protein binding.